AUGCCUCUGGCUGGAUUUGACAUCGCCAUUAGGCUCGCGUGGCGGACCAUCCUGUCGCAGGGUAUGGGCGGCCUCGGUCGUCGCCUUCUGCGUUUGGGUGAACGUGCAGGUGCCAAUCCGGAUGAGGUGUCUCGUGUGUACUACGCUGACGGCCGCAUUCAUAUAAGAAAGAAUCGGAUUGGCUUGUGCUUCGACGAGGGUUGCCGCCUACAGGCAACCGACAUGGACCACCUCCACCGCUUGCAUCCGCCUCUCGCCAGCUUCGCUGCCUCAUGGUCUUUGCCUUGGCAACCUCAGGAAGCGGACGGAGUCGCGACGGCGGAGGAGCUGAAGCAAGCGCUCCUCCGGACGACCCUGGAGCUCGAGUCCACUCGCGCCACGGCCAAGGAGGAGCUCCGGAGGAUGGAGUCCCGGGGCCUCCACCUCUCCCGCCUGCUCGAGGCCGCCACCCGAGAGCGCGACGAGGCCCGCCACGCCCUCCUCCUCCUCCUCCUUCACCACACCGACCGCGGUCAACCACUCCAGGAACCCAAGCCCAUCCUCGGCCCCAACUUGGCUUUGGACGAGGGGACUGACGUCGCGGAGGCGGCGGCAGCGGCGGCGGCUGCUACUGCUGCCGCGGAGGACGUGGUUGAGAGAAGCAACCGGGCAUCUUCGGCGGUGGCGGAGGUGGAGUUGGCGGCAGUGAGGAGGGCGCUGCCGGAAAAGGGGCGACUGGUGGAGGCGGGGCCGUUGCUGUUGUUGAGUCCCGUCCAUAUAUGGCCUUGGACAAUUUGGCCGAUUGAGUCCAAAUCAGCAAAUGAAAGAAAUAAAAAAGAGGAGAGAGAAGCUAUUGGCGGGGCCGUUGCCAUAGUGGUGCCACCGGCCGCCGGACCUGCGCAGCUCCGAGAUCCCGCCUGUGGCCAUCAGUCUGAACUCGAUACCGAAGAGGGAGAAGGACGGGGCCGGGUCUCCGUCGCCGUCCUCCUUUUGGAAUUCCUCAUCAUCCUCUUCCCCAGAAAGUGGCAGUCACCGUAG
Messenger RNA from Musa acuminata AAA Group (dessert banana), 1017 nucleotides. RefSeq lists its product as uncharacterized. The transcript is spliced from 4 exons. NCBI's taxonomy places the organism in Eukaryota, Viridiplantae, Streptophyta, Magnoliopsida, Zingiberales, Musaceae. The record is from RefSeq and is a predicted model, not a curated record. Bases 1 to 1017 code for a protein of 338 amino acids.